Molecule: messenger RNA, 714 nt
Organism: Solea senegalensis (Senegalese sole)
Lineage: Eukaryota; Metazoa; Chordata; Actinopteri; Pleuronectiformes; Soleidae
Product: microfibril-associated glycoprotein 4-like
Exons: 5
Coding region: 1-714 (237 amino acids)
Biological process (GO): elastic fiber assembly
Source: RefSeq, a predicted model, not a curated record
AUGACAGGUUUUAUUCUUUUACUCGCUCUGAUCCCAGCAGCCAUCUGUGUACCGGUGUCUCGUCCAGACGACUGCACUGACGUGUACAAUGGAGGCUCUGAAUACAGUGGUGUGUACUCCAUCUACACAACAGGACGUGUCCGGGUCUACUGCGACAUGGGCUCUGAUGAGGAAAGUGUGAAAUGGACUGUGAUUCAGAGAAGAAAAGAUGGCACCGUGAACUUUUUUCGUGGAUGGGACCAGUACAGAACUGGAUUUGGAGAACCAUCAGGAGAAUUCUGGUUGGGACUGGAGAACAUCCAUGUCCUUACUCAGACGAAGAGCUAUGAACUGAGAGUAGACAUGGAGGACUUUGAGGGCAACAAGGCCUACGUCUAUUAUUCCACCUUCUCUGUGGGUCCGGAGGAAGACGGCUACAGGCUUCAAGUCGGUGGCUUCAGAAAUGGAAGACGUGGAGAUGUUGCUGGAGAUUCAUUCACUGUCCAUGAUGGUAUGAAGUUUUCCACAUUUGACAAAGACCAGGACACCGAUGGACGAAACUGUGCUGAGCUCUACCAUGCAUGGUGGUACACAGGCUGUUUCGCUGAUAAUCCUAACGGUGUUUACUUAUGGGGCCGCACCUCAACCUCCGGGAUCGGAAUCAACUGGACGACUUGGAGAGGACAUAAAUAUUCUCUGAAGUCAUUUGAAAUGAAGAUACGACCCAAAGAGUGA